AUGGAGGUGGACGUGUACGGUCGGCAGCUACACCAUCUGUGCUCUGCUGAUGACAUCGCUCUGAUAACAUCUAGCGUCAGCCAGGCGGAACGAAUCCUGACCGAAUUCGACGAAACAUGUGAAUGCAUGGAGUCUCUCGGAAUGCGAUUCCUGGUUAUCCUAAGCAUUUUGUUGGAAGGAAUGGAAGCUAAAACGUUUGUUUUUGGAGCGAGUACAAGAUUCACGCACCUGAAAAACUGGCUGAACCAGGAUUAUCCUUGUCAAGGAGAUCGGAUAAUAUUUGAGCAGAACAAAAAGACAGUAACAUUUGUUGAUGAAAACGUUCAGGUGACAUCGAUGCUUCUCCCCGAUGUUGGCGCUAUCAUCUUCUCUGACGAUUCAGUGCUCGGCGAGAAGAGUCGUUGGCAAUGUACCCAUCGUAAAAGCCCCGAAAACGUCUUCUUCCAAUCUGACUCGGAGUUUGCUGGGUUCAGUGACCCAUCAACUUGGCUUCCUGACGACAAGCCGCUGCUGCACAUGAACAUGGUACCGGGGGCCAAUGAUGAUGUCAUUUUCCACGACAUGGGCGCCUUCCAAAUCUCCAUCGACGAUCAGGUUACAGUAAACAGUCUACGAAUGUCGCGUGAUUGGGUGAGUCAACCUGUCAACGUAGCGUAUGUCCUCGUUUAUUUACACGAUUCGAAAAUAACGGAUUCCUAG
Necator americanus (New World hookworm) is the source of this 699-nucleotide messenger RNA. RefSeq lists its product as uncharacterized. Lineage: Eukaryota; Metazoa; Nematoda; Chromadorea; Rhabditida; Ancylostomatidae. Gene Ontology annotation, biological process: intracellular protein localization; receptor-mediated endocytosis. The record is from RefSeq and is a predicted model, not a curated record. The transcript is spliced from 7 exons. Gene Ontology annotation, cellular component: endocytic vesicle; apical plasma membrane. Bases 1 to 699 code for a protein of 232 amino acids.